GUUAUUUUGAUUAAUUAUAGAGAGAUGAUUUUGAUAUUAUUAAAAAUUUAUGAUUCCUAAAGUUGUUGGUUAUGCGGCAUUCUAAUCUUAUGGGGAUUUGCCAUACCCAUCUCUUAAAGCGGGGAAACGUACAUUAGACUCCAAUGAAGUUUGGGAGCAAACUGUUAGAAAUGAAGACAAAGAGAGCUUUUACAAGAAUUCCAACUAUCAUUAUUCGAAUAAAUAAGUGUCUCUGGAUUCAACAGUACAGCCCCCUCAUUAUAAGAAUGUGUAUAAGGCCAAUAAAGCUCAUUUAGAGAGUGCAACUUCUAGCGAUUUUUUCCAAAAAACAGGGAAUUCAGCUAUAACACCAGAGAACCCUCUACUCAAGACUGGUUGCGAACAUUGGAAAUCCACAUAUUAAGCAUCAAUUGUUGAUCCAUAUGCAAAAAAUAGAGCAAUGCCACCUGAAUGGAGUUUGAAUAGACCUCCUUAUGUAGUGGAAACGAAAGUUGGGCCAUCUGAGUAUAAGAAGCAAUAUGGGUAGAUCGGAGAGAAUCCCAGAGAAAGAUUAAAUUAAUUAGAUGAAACUCAUCCGAGAGCAUUUGAUGAAUUGAGAUUGGGAACAUCAUAAGAAGCGUAGCAUGUCCCUGGAUAUACAGGAUUCAUACCCUCGAUUAUAACUAGUUCUAAAGCUAUGGAGCAUGGAAAUGGAACUGAACCAAGAACAGAUUUUAUGAAAACCAAUUUAAAAGAGAAUUAUCAUACAAAAAUUCCAGGAUAUGCAGGACAUGUUCCAAGAUCUGUAGUCAAUUAAAGAGACCAACCACGAUAAUCCUGCUUUAGCAAUUGAUACAGAUUUCAUUUAUUAUUAAUAAUUCAUAUCCACAUAACUAAUAAUU
This is a messenger RNA of Paramecium tetraurelia, 881 nucleotides long. RefSeq lists its product as uncharacterized. The transcript has 5 exons. The record is from RefSeq and is a predicted model, not a curated record. Lineage: Eukaryota; Ciliophora; Oligohymenophorea; Peniculida; Parameciidae.